AUGUCAACAGUCGACGCCGUAACAUGGCUACAACAAAUGAGACAAAACAAUCCAAGAACAAACAGUCCUUUUCAGGACUCCUUGACGCUAGACGUUGGUGCAAGUCUAAGAAUUUGUCACCUCAACGUUGAAGGUAUGUCAAAGGCAAAGAGUGAAUAUCUCGCUCGGCUAAUGCGAGAUGAACGCGUCGACAUCAUCACGAUUCAAGAGACACAUACAAUUUCAGAUGAAAACCUGCGAAGUAGAGGAAGCAUUCCGGGUUAUGUGCUUGUCGAUGCCAUCCACAGUGCUGUCCACGGUGUAGCAACGUACAUCAAGUCAUCUAUUCCCAACUAUAAUGUGGUGUAUAAGGACUGUACAGACAAUAUACAUGUUCUUGCCAUUGAAGUAAGCGGAGUCACGGUCAUCAAUGUCUACAAGCCACCAAGUUCUAGAUGGCCUCGUGUUCCGCUCAAAUCCUUUUCGCACCCGGCAGUAUAUGUUGGUGAUUUCAACUCACACAAUCAGGCCUGGGGUUAUGAGGAUAGUGACAUUGAUGGAAACUUGCUGUUUGAGUGGAUGACACUGAACAACUUGUAUCUCAUCUACAGUUCGAAGAGUAAAGGGACUUUCAGAUCUGCCCGGUGGCAAAAGGAUUAUAAUCCUGACCUUACGAUUGUCACCAAAAACCACGAUGGGGAGGUAAAUGGGGCUAAACGCUCUGUUCUGAGUGGUUUUCCCAAUAGUCAACACCGCCCAGUACUCCUUCACUAUGGAAUAAGUAUUCCAUUGGUGGAGUCAGAGCCAAAGCCGCGCUGGAACUUUCGAAAGGCUAAUUGGGCUGCCUUUUCUAAGGAUUUUGACCACCAAUACAUCCCCGGUUGGAACGAGAACUGCGAUGAGUUGUACGAGGAGUACAACGCGACAAAUAACAACAAAGUCGCUGCUCGCUUGUUAACGGAGUUGGAUGACCAGCGGAAGAGAAAGUGGAGGGAAACUGUGGAGAACACAGACUUCACGCAUUCCAGUCGCAAGGCUUGGAGGCUUCUCCGAAAGCUGGGUGCUGAUUCCAGAUGUGAAGCCACAGUUAACAAAAUAUCUCCUAACAGCGUCGCCUCUCGGUUAAUUCGGGUCUCUAAGACUAAACUGUCGAAAGUUGAUCUGGAGUUGACCAGAAGAGAGGUCCGAUGCAAAAGAAAAACACUAACAGAGUCUUCCCUUUCUGGUAGGUUUUCUACUGCAGAUUUGGAAUGUGCUCUGUUAAGUGUAAAGUUGGGGAAAGCCGCAGGGUUCGAUGGAAUCUACCCUGAAUUCAUCAAGAACGCUGGUCCAAAAGUUAAGUGUUGGCUGGUUGACUUAUUCAACCGCAUCUUGGAUACUGGCCACCUUCCUAAACUUUUCAAGCGAGCAAAAGUGAUUGCCAUUCUAAAACCUGGCAAGGAUGGUACAGACGCCGCCCAUUACCGUCCUAUUUCUUUACUCGUCAGUGUUGUGUAUAAACUUCUUGAAAGAAUGAUCCUUCACCGUAUACAACCUCAUAUUGACCGAGCAACCCCAGUUUCCCAGGCAGGCUUUAGAAAACAUCGUGGUUGCACAGAGCAGGUGCUUGCACUCACCUCCCACGUUGAAGCCGGUUACGAACGCCGGCAGAAAACUGGUGUGGUGUUUGUCGACCUGACAGCAGCCUACGAUACUGUCUGGCGUGAUGGACUCUUUCUCAAAUUUAUGGAGGUGAUACCCUGUGCUAAGCUAUCCGGCCUGCUAAACAACAUGUUGUCAAACCGCUAUUUCCAAGUGUUCCUUGGCAACAAAAGCAGUAGCUGGCGCAGACUGAAUGAAGGACUUCCGCAGGGUAGCGUUCUAGCUCCUUCUCUAUUCAAUUUAUACAUAAGUGAUACUCCACGGACCCAAGCCAAACAAUUUCAGUAUGCCGAUGACUUGGCUUUGGCUGUCCAGUCGGAGUCGCUUACUGAGAUUGAGGAAAUCCUGGAAUCGGAUCUUUCAAUCCUCAGCACAUACUUUCGCAGGUGGCGCUUGCAACCCAAUCCAGCAAAAACGGAGGCUUGCGCAUUUCAUUUGAAUAAUCGUGAGGCACACAGUAAAUUAAAUGUGUGCUUUGAGGGUUCUACAAUCAAUCAUGUCGAGCACCCAAAGUACCUUGGUGUCACUUUGGAUCGCACACUCACAUAUAAGCCUCAUCUAGAAAAGACAGCCAAGAAAACCAGUUCCCGGGUAAAUCUAAUUCAAAAGUUAGCUGGCACGACUUGGGGGGCUGACGCCCAGUCCCUUAGAACUGCCACGCUCGCACUUGUGUACUCUGCAGCGGAAUACUGCGCCCCAGUCUGGCACAACAGCGCGCAUGUACACAAAGUAGAUACGCAGCUGAACAACGCUAUGCACCUUAUCACAGGUACAGUGAAAUCUACACAACUGCCCUGGUUGCCGGUGCUGUCGAAUAUUGCACCUCCGAAAUUAAGGCGCGAAGCGGCUGCGGUGAGGGAGGUCACAAAUUGCAGAGAAAAUGCAAAUUCUCUGUUAUACACUGAGCUCCAGGAAUUGCCAAGCCGCAGGUUAAAGUCGAGAAGACCACCCUGGACUGUUGAUCCGUCUAUCACAGGCGUGGACUUCUGUCUGGAGCAGAAAUGGAAGGAGAUCUGGAGCAGAGCCGCACCAGUCAAUGGUCACUUGGUCCGGGACCCAACCUCUCGAGUUCCAGGCUUCGACUUGCGCCGCCGCGAGUGGGCAAUGUUAAACAGGUUCCGCACUACGCAAGGAAGAUGUGCCUAUUUGCUUCACAAAUGGGGAAUGGCUGAUUCUCCAGAAUGUGACUGCGGUAGUGCAUUUCAAACGAUGAGCCACAUCGUGAACGACUGUCCAAGACGAGGCUUUGUGGGUGGACUUGGUAGUCUGGACCGUUUACCUCAAGCGGCCCACGAUUACUUAAGAAACUUAGAUUUAAAUUUAUGA
Molecule: messenger RNA, 2946 nt
Organism: Phlebotomus papatasi
Lineage: Eukaryota; Metazoa; Arthropoda; Insecta; Diptera; Psychodidae
Exons: 2
Coding region: 1-2946 (981 amino acids)
Molecular function (GO): catalytic activity
Source: RefSeq, a predicted model, not a curated record